This is a messenger RNA of Talaromyces rugulosus, 1683 nucleotides long. RefSeq lists its product as uncharacterized. The transcript has 7 exons. The record is from RefSeq and is a predicted model, not a curated record. Gene Ontology annotation, cellular component: small-subunit processome; nucleolus. The coding region runs from base 1 to 1683 and encodes 560 amino acids. NCBI's taxonomy places the organism in Eukaryota, Fungi, Ascomycota, Eurotiomycetes, Eurotiales, Trichocomaceae. Gene Ontology annotation, molecular function: RNA binding.
AUGCAGCCCCUUGAUAUACCGGAAAAUUUAUGGGUGCAAAUAGACGACUUGAACCGCUCCUUCACAUUCCCCUCGCGAUACUUCGACCUGGUGCACUCGAGGCUCGUUGCUCCAGGAAUAAAUAGGACUCGCUGGACAUCCUAUGUUCGUGACCUGGUGCGAGUGACGAAACGUGGCGGAUGGGUUCAAAUGGUCGAGCUGAACUAUAAUGUCCAAUCCGACAACGGAUCCAUAACCGACCAACAUGCUCUCAGAGAGUGGAGCAGGCGUUAUAUGAGGGCGCUGGAAGACUUGAAAGACCUGCGAGUUGGGCCUAGACUUGGAAGUUUGAUGACAUCGGCUGGCUUGGUGGAGGUCGAUACAACCAUGAUCCAGUUACCAUUAUCUGCAUGGUCAAGCGAUCCCCGCAUGCAACAGAUCGGCGCCUCCAACAGAUCUAAUGUCCAUCAGCUUUUGGAGUCCCUUGCGCUAUACCCAUUCACUCAACGUCUUCACAUGCCUGAAGGCGAGUUUCGCAAUUUGAUAUCCCGGGCUCAAGCAGAAGUAGACGAUUUGAGACUGAAAGCCUACUUUCCGUUCCAAGCCAAGAUGCCGUCAACUUACAAGAGAGACAAGCCGUGGGACACGGAUGACAUUGAUAAAUGGAAGAUCGAAGAAUUCAAACCCGAACACAAUGUCAGUGGAUCAUUUGCCGAAGAAUCCUCUUUUAUGACUCUGUUCCCGAAAUAUCGUGAAGUCUACUUGAAAGAAGCAUGGCCGAUGAUUACGAGGGCGCUGGAGAAGCAUGGCGUCGCGUGCACUCUGGAUUUGGUAGAGGGGAGCAUGACAGUCAAGACUACGAGAAAGACAUAUGACCCGGCGGUUAUUCUGAAAGCGCGUGAUCUAAUCAAGCUGCUUGCACGAAGUGUGCCGGCACAGCAGGCGAUCAAAAUCUUGGAUGAUGAUAUCGCAUGCGACAUCAUCAAGAUUCGCAACUUGGUAAACAACAAAGAACGUUUUGUGAAACGCCGACAGCGGAUUCUCGGUCCCGCGGGGUCUACACUAAAAGCUCUCGAGCUUUUGACCAGCACCUACAUUCUAGUUCAAGGAAAUACCGUCUCGGCCAUGGGACCGUUCAAGGGACUAAAGGAAUUGCGUCGCGUCGUGGAAGACUGCAUGGCCAACAUCCACCCGAUCUAUCACGUCAAGGAACUCAUGAUCAAGCGUGAGCUUGCCAAGGACCCGACCCUGGCUGGGGAAUCGUGGGACAGAUUCCUUCCAAACUUCAAGAAACGCACUCUUUCAAAACGCCGUGUGCCGCACAAGGUUACCGACAAAUCGAACAAGUACUACACCCCUUUCCCGCCCGCGCAAGAAAAGAGCAAGAUCGACAAGGAAUUGGAAUCUGGCGAAUACUUUUUGUCUAAACAGGCCAAGGAGCGUGUGCGCAAGGAAGAGAUACAGGAAAAACAACGCGAGAAGAGAGAGGAAAAGAUGAAGGAACGAGAAAAGGAUUUCGUGCCACCGGUUGAAGAUGCCGAUCGCAAGGAGAAGAAGAAGGAGAAGAAGGAAAAGAAAGAGAAGAAAGAGAAGAAAAAGAAGAGGAAGCACGCUGAAGAGGGAGAAGAGGGAGAAGAGGAGGCUUCAGAGAAAAAGAAGAAGAAGAGAAAGAGUAAAAGCGAGGUGGAGGAAGACUCUGAAUAG